This is a messenger RNA of Prorocentrum cordatum, 4758 nucleotides long. NCBI's taxonomy places the organism in Eukaryota, Dinophyceae, Prorocentrales, Prorocentraceae. The record is from the annotation of a GenBank genome assembly.
AUGUCGCCGAUGCGGCAGGUGCAGUCCAGCCUCGUCGCCAUGCUCUUCGGCGACGGCCCGUGCUUCUUGGCAGAUCACUUCGGGCUCGAGCGAGAGUCCAGCCUGGGCGACAUGUACGGCGAGUUGCGGGAGAUCACGUUGUCCUUGUCUGCGUCGCUGCACUACCGAGUGGAAUCCCAGUUCGGCGAGUACCCCCUCGAACUCCUCAGGGUUGCCCCCCGCGCCGCCCUCGGCGAGUGCGUGAAGGGCGCCAUGCGCGAGUUGAUGGGCACCCCGACGUGCUGCCUGGACGAGUCCUUCUCGGGGCGCCUGUUGGACUGGGCGCGGGCCAAGGCCGACGGCGGCUUGGGCGAGGAAGCAAUCUUGGAGGCGUUGUGCUGUGAGGUCGUGAUCGCGGCGAUCCGGGCGUGGGCCGAGGACGGCAAGGCCAGCGUCGCGCACGUCGAGCGGCUCCACGCCAUCAUGAAGCAUCUGAUUUGCCGCUCCACUUCGCGCCCAGGGGCAGAGAGCGUCAUUCUGCUGAACCACGCGCGCAGGAUGAUGGCUAAGUUCACCGAGCAGGGCCACCUGGAUUUCAGCCUCGAGAAGAACCAGGUGGUCUUGGCCAGGCGGGGUGGCCUUGUAACCCGCCAGGACGCCCGCCGACUGCGGAAGCCGAGGAAGCGGCGGCAGCCGCGCCAACGCGAAACCUUCUUGAAUACCAAAUCAAGGUUGGCAAAGUUGGCCCGGGCGGGAGCACCGUGGACGAAUGACCAGGAGAAGAGAGCGAGAGAGGAGUGGGGCCGUCAGAUGGAUGAGAUGACCCAGGAGCAGGUGGACACCUACUUGGCCGCGCACGCAGCCUUGCCCGCGGCCCAGGAGCCCGUCGACGAGACCGCGGGCGGCGCGGCGGCUGAGCUGCGCGGUGGCGCCCUCGAUUUGCUCGACAUCUUGACUGGCAGCGUCGAGCCCCCAGAGUUCGAGAUCGCAGUGGGCGACAGGGCGCGCCAGGUGUGGCCGUUGGAUGUCGGCGAUGAGACGUGGCCACUUGCCGAGGCGAGGUUCGAGCAGCACCUGCGCGCCGUCUCGGGCGCGAGCAGCGGGGGGGCCCCCGCCCGAGUGCCAGGGGUCACGCAGUGCGCCAAGAAGAUUCGCCCCGAGUUGCGCGAGACGUUGCUGGUCGAGGGCCCCGCCGACGAGAACGCCACCCCCGUCCCGAUGGGCCCCGUCGCGGUGCGCGACCAGUGCUUCAGGCUCCACCCUGGCCUGUGCCAGACGAGGGACAAGGAGGUCUACGCGCAGGCGCUCGCCGCGGCGUCGGGGCUCCGGGCCUUCGUGAAGGGCAUGUCCAGCGGCCAGCUGAUUCGCAUCAUUGGCGGGGAUGUUGAGCAGGCGGCAUCGUCGGACGCACGACCUGUCGAGAUGUGGCUGUGCAUCGGGGCGAUGCGCCAGCGGGGCCCUCCGCUUGCUGUGUUCGCUCGCUGCAGCCGCCGCGCGUGCCUCCAGGGGGUCAUCCAGGUGGACGUUGCGGAGCCGCCCGAGGCCAGGGGGCGCGGCAGCCUCGAGUUCAACUUCUCGACUUGCUACCGCGUCGCUCGCGACUGCGUCGUGCUCGACGGCAUGCAGGGGGCCAAGGUGCAGGAGAUCAGGUGUGCGAACACCAGCGUGCUGGCCAUGAUGCUGCAGGGGGAGUUUGUCGUUCGCGAGGCGCCCUUCCGCGGCAUGGACCAGAGCCUCGUCGUCCUCGCGCCCCUCGGCUCGUGCAAGAGGGCGAAGGCAAAGGUGACGCACAUUGAUUCGGGCGGCAGCGGCACCGACGAGGGGGGCAAGACCGACGGGCUGCAGGAGGAUGACCCGAUGGAGGUGCCCCCGCCGCCCCAGCCGCCCCAGCCGCUGGAUGCUGCAGGGCAGCCUGGGGGUCGCAGGGGCCAGAAGCGGCGCGCCGCUGCCGCGGAGCCCCCAGGUUUGGACGGCGCCAUGCCGCGCAUCCACCAGGGCUGGGGCGCUCGCAAGAAGGGUGGCGAUCAGGAGCAGUACUCGAGGUACGACGUCCCCGGCUGCGGCUACCUGUACUACGCCCACGGCCGCAAGAAGAUGGCCGCGCAUUGCGUGAACGCGGCGUGCCCCCAUGGCUUGUGCCGCACCGGCCGCUCGUGCGCUGGGUCAGCCCAGAAGUUCUCGGGCCGACCAGUCGGCUUCCUGUUGGCGUGGCUCUUCGCCGGCCACGGCUACGACCAGGCAGGGCACCAGGCGCUGGCGAGGCGAGAGCAGCGGGACAACGCUGACAUCAGCUACGCCGAGCGCAACUCGUGCCGGCAGUGGGCCAAGGAUAACAUCCCCGACGUCUUCGCCCACGAACGUCCGCCCCCCCCUGGGCCAGACGGGGCCACGCCGCCAUGGCAGUCGUGCCCGGCGACGCGCCUCGAGCAGAGAGGGAUGCACGCUUUGGCCCGUGAGUUUCUAAGGAGGGAGAUCAUCGCUAUCGAGGACGAGGGGGGCUCGGACGGCGAUCACAACGGGGGUGGCGGCGGCGAUAGCAGCGCCAAGUGGGCCGACCUUUUCGAGGGCGACUUGCUGAGUGACAUGAGCCCUCCGAAGCACAGGGCCGUCGGCGCCGUUAGGCGCCGUCGUCCCGCGGCCGACGAGAUCACGUCUGAGCCCAAGCAGGCCCUCAUCUUCCAGUGCGCGAAGCCGUCGAAGAAGCCCGCCGUUCCCGAUCCAGAAGAACCCGCCAUCCCCGAUCCAGUUGAGCCGUUCUUCGAGAGGCAGGUCGGGCCUUUCGCAGGUCGCGUCGCUGCCCGGGGCGGCCGCGGCCGCCGGGGCGGCAGGGGCCGCGGCGGGGGCCUCGUGAGCGCCGUGCAGGACCAGGGCGACAUGGGCGAGGCCGCGUCCGUGACGGACGUGAAGCAGGUGAAGGCCGCGAAGCAGGGGAAGACCGUGAAGCAGGGGAAGACCGCGAGGCAGGGGAAGACCGCGAAGCAGGGGGCAACGCCGCGCGCCGCGCCCAUGAAGGUCACGAAGGGCAAGAAGGCGGUGGCGGGCACCCAGACUCGGAAGAGGCCAGCCUCCGCCCAGCCCGCGGACGAGGCGGCUGGGCCUCCGCGUGCCGAGGUUCGCGUCGGGGUCGAGGCGUUGCCAGGGGGCUCGGUGUGCAUGCAGUUCGAGUUCAAGCCGCCCGAGGGCUUCAGCAUGGGCGUGGACUUGCAGGACAUGCUGCUGCUGGGCCACGCCGCGCCCACCUGGCAGGACUGCGGCGCCUACCGAGACGGCGCCAGCGCCAGCGCUGCGGCUGCUGGCGGCGACGCAGGCCUCCCAGGGCCAGGGCGCGCAGCCCCGCCCACGCACGUGCACGACGUCCACCCGCCGCCCCCGUCCGACCGCCUCACGUUCGAGAAACACGACUUGGAUCAAGCAGCGGCGCAGAUGAUCGGUCGAUUCACUCCAGAUGACUUGGCCAAGCUGAAGAAGACCUUGACCCAGCAGCCGAACAUCAGCGUUGGGACAAUCUGCAGCGGCACCGACCUUUGCAAGUACGCCAUCGACGCGAUCCUCAGCGCGGCCUCGGAGUCCGCGAGUCUCUGCCUGGAGCAGCGGGCCACGGCCACCAGCCGCUUCGCUUGCGAGAAGAAGAAGGUCGCCCAGGCGUUCCUCCAGGUCAUGCACGAUCCGACCACCAUGUGUCUGUUCGCUGACGCGGGUGACCUCAGGCACGGGAAGGCGUUCGACAUCAUAUCCAGCCAGCAGAAGCCAGUCCCGGGCGUCAGUUGGGUGCUGAUUGGGUUCUGCUGCCAGAGCGUCAGCCUGUGCAACAUCAACAGCGCCGACGCGUGCGUCACCAUCCGCAAGGGCGACAAGAAGACGGGGCAGACCUUCAAGGACUCCCUCGCCUAUAUCGCGAGGUUCAGGCCAGCGCUGCUCACCUUGGAGAACGUGACCGCCAUCGACAACAAGAGCGACGACGGCACCGACAACAACCUGGACGAGAUCGUCAUCGCGCUGCACAACUUGGGCUGCGCGGUGCUGACGCUGCGGCUCGACGCCAGGGACCGCGGGGUGCCCCAGCGUCGCAACAGGCAGUGGAUCCUCGGCUUCCUGAUGAAGUUGACCCCCCUCACCAAGCAGGAUCAGACUGACGCUGGCCCGAUGCUGACGAACUGCAAACGCAUCAUCUACUCGGUCAUGGCGAACCCGAUGGAUAUCGACAAGUUCCUGCUGGAGGAGGGCAGCGCUGAACUCGCGUUGUUCCAGGGGCGUCGCGCGGGCAUCUCGAUCUCAGAGAGGGCGCCCGCUCAGGGCAAGGCGAAGGCGCCGAGUUGGCCAGAGAAGCACCGCGAGGCCUUCCGCGCGCGGAACCUCACGUACCCGCCAGUGAUCGAUUGCCUCUACGGGGAGCGGACGGUCAAGAACCUCGGGUUCAUGCCCAAACGUUCCCAGGAGCGCGUGGUUUUCAUGGACCUGACUCUGGAGCCCAUCAGGGAGGGGGAGCCCGAGGAGAUCAUUGACGUGAACCAGAGCAUCAACCGCAUCCCAAGGUGCACUGGCUCCUGCCCUUGCAUCACGCCGAACGCCCUCCUGUGGCUCCGCAAGCGCCAGCGCUUGCUCGAAGGGCCCGAGAUCUUCGCGCUGCAGGGCAUGCCGUGGUUCAGCAACACCAUGCUUGCCAGCGCCUUCCCCAGGCCGGGCGUCUACACGAACUUGGGUGGCAACGCGUACAACGCCUACAACGUCAUGGCGAUCGGCAUCGGGAUGCUGACUGUCUACGAGCGGGCCUUGUUCUGA